Messenger RNA from Metopolophium dirhodum (rose-grain aphid), 2289 nucleotides. RefSeq lists its product as uncharacterized. The record is from RefSeq and is a predicted model, not a curated record. Lineage: Eukaryota; Metazoa; Arthropoda; Insecta; Hemiptera; Aphididae.
CUCAAUAUCUGCCGUGUUAAUGAAGGUAUGAUUUUUGUUUAAUUUACACAAUGCCUACCUAUCAAAUGAAACUUAAUUUAUACUGUUCUAUAGAUUUAUUGUACGGACAACAACUUAUUGGCGAAGACAUCAUGAAUUACCUAUCCGCUAGGUGACUAGAUAUGUAUACAAAAAUACAACAAUUACAUUUUCAAAAUAACACAUACCUAGAUCUAGUAUCAACCUAAACUUAAAAAUUUAGAAACAAAAGUAUAGGGAACCAAAAUGGCUUCUCUUUCAAAAUCGUCUACUUAUAAUUUAUCUACUAGUUCAGACUCAGAAAAUGAAAUUAGAACUAAUAUAAAACUUGAUACUGCUAAAAUGGAUUUUGAAAAAACCUUUAAUACGGAACUGCCUUCAAGCUUAACACGCCAAACUACAAACAACUCAUUAAGGUAUUUUAAAAAACUUAAAAGAAAAAAACCCAUAUACGAAUCAGAUUCUAGCUCUCUAUUAAGCACAUUACCAAAGGAUAAAUUAUAUAAUUUACCCGAUUCAAAAAAUGUGUCAAAUUACAAAAAAAAAAAACUUGGGCUUAAGAAUAAAAACACCGUAUAUGGUAAUGCAAUUGAUUUAAACAAAGAAUUUGCGAACGCUUUUGAAUCUUCGUCCGAUUCUGAUUUUCCUGAUUUAAAAUAUUUAAGAGCAAUUACAAAAAAUGAAGAGAUUAAUACUUCACCUGCCAGUAAGGAUUUGAGACAAAAUAAAUCUUUUUCGAGUUUAACAAGUAAGAAACGACCAACAUUAAUUAAUAUUUCUAACAUUGCCGAAAAUAUUAGUGAUGGUUUAGAAUCGUCAAUAUCUUCAGAUGUUACAGAUCUUGGUUUUUCCCAUGUAAACACUGAUUCUGUUAACUUUCAACAGAAAAAUGUUUAUACUCAUAAUGAACUAAAUUUGGAUCACAUAUUAUCAGAUUGUAGUCUAUCUGACGUAUUAUUCGUUAGAAAAGAUAACACUGAUUUAAAAAGCCAAUUUGAUCCCACACCCGGUACAGAUACUUCAAUUAUACGAACGAAAUCACCAUUAAACAUUUGUUUAGAAAUAGAUGAUGAGCUACUAUCGCAGCAACCAUCAAACGCUAUAAUAAAUGUACCAGAUUUAAUUUAUAACGAGGCUGCAAAAGUUGAACAAAAUAAAACUGUUAAUGAAAUUGAAAUUUCUGAACCAGAACUUAUAUUAAACAAUGAUGAUUCCAAUAGUAAUGAAGCAAAAUCAUUUUCUAAACAAAAAUCAAAUUCUCAUGUAUCAACUGAAGAAAGUGUUAUCUCAGAACAAAUUUGCAAUCAUUGUAAUCGUUCUAGUAAACCAGCAAUUAAAAAUUCCAGUCAUAGUAAAAUAAAAAAUACAACACGAAGUAAAUUACGUUCACACGUUACAACACUGACAAGUACAUCAGAUAUUUUGCGAAUUAAAAAAUCAUGUGAUAAGAAAAUAAUAAAAAACUGUGCGAAAAUAAAUGAAACUGUUGAAGAUAUUGGUCUAGAAUAUGAUACAAGUAGAGACAACUACAUGGUAGAGUUGCCAAAUGGAGCUGUAGUUCCAGUAUUUUUAUCAACAUUAAAGCCUAAACAUGUAAAAAAACUAUGUGCUUGUGGAAUUACUAUAUCUGAUAUUCCUCUUUAUUGGAGCGAAUCUUUUCACGAUAUUUUACAUCAAAAUAUUUAUAAAUUACGUUUUAGUGGUGAUAUAUCCGAUGAUGACACUGUUAACAUUAAACAAAAUGAUUUAUUCUUCAGGAUUUUAAUUUUAUGUGAAAACCGUUAUAACAACGAAAACAUAAGAAAAUCCGUCAAAGAUGUAGAUGAUUUUGUGUGCUUAGAAUAUGGCAUUUCCAAUAUAAGUAUUCAAUCUUAUAGAUAUUCUACAUAUUUAGCGGUUUUACCUAAUUUCAAGGUGAUAGGAUAUUUAAAAGUGAAGCCCAUACAAAAAGCGUAUACACUAAACAAUGAGGAACAAUAUUCAGGAAAUACAAUUGUACCCGUCAAGUUUGGUGUAUCAAAGAUUUGGGCUUUUAUUAAAUACAGACAUAAAAACGUCGAUAUUAACUUGUUGGAUAAAUUUUGUGAAAAAAAUAACGUUCAAAAGAAAGACUUAGCAUUUUUUUUAGAUGGAUGUCAAGGAAUCCAAUUUAUUCAAGAAUACACGGGAAAUAAAAAUGUUUUAAUUUACGAUGAAACUCUAGCUUAGUUGUUAUAGAUUAGGUUACACCUAUCUAUAUAGUAGGUAUUAGGUGGUAUUGAUUAUGUUAAA